This is a messenger RNA of Torulaspora globosa, 3597 nucleotides long. RefSeq names its product alpha,alpha-trehalase ATH1 (gene ATH1). Bases 1 to 3597 code for a protein of 1198 amino acids. NCBI's taxonomy places the organism in Eukaryota, Fungi, Ascomycota, Saccharomycetes, Saccharomycetales, Saccharomycetaceae. Gene Ontology annotation, molecular function: alpha,alpha-trehalase activity. Gene Ontology annotation, cellular component: fungal-type cell wall. Gene Ontology annotation, biological process: trehalose catabolic process. The record is from RefSeq and is a predicted model, not a curated record. The transcript has a single exon.
AUGAGUGGUGGAGAGCAUUUGUCGGAGAGUUCCGGAAGUAGGGUCCAUACGCCCCCGGCACUCGAGAACCGUUCGAAGGAUAAGAAACUGCUCUACUUUCUUUUAACCAUCAUAAUGAUCACGCUUAUCGCUAUGCUGGUGUUCUUUUCCAGUUUUCUCACGUAUGUCAGCGGACUGAGCGCCACUUCAAACAACGUUUUACAGCAUCAGCAAGGGUAUAUCCAAGAAGCUUGCUUAGAAAGUCAUUCGCUAUAUCGCAACGAGAAUGCUAGAAAGGCAUCACGGAAACUGUACGAGCUGCUUUGCGAUUUUGGUGACGCGAUCUACGAUGAGGACAACAUGAUUCUAGGCAGUACAAAGAUGUAUCCCAACACCUAUUCGAAGCAGCCCUACGUUUCCAACGGAUACAUCGGAUCGAGAAUCCCGAAUGUUGGGUUUGGCUACGCGCUGGAUGCGCUAAAUCUUUGGACCAACUCUGGCGAGGAGAUUCCAGGAGCGCUGGAUAACGGUUGGCCUUUGAGGAAUAGAAGAUAUGCUGGAGCGUUUGUGUCGGACUUCUAUUGUUUGCAAAAAAAAUUGAACUCGACAAACUUUCCAGAGCUGGACGAUAAGGGUUACAGUACAGUCAUAUCUGUUAUACCACAGUGGACGAAUUUGCAGUUUUCUAUUAAUGAUUCGAUAUGGUUCAAUCCUCAAAAUGUCACGGUCAAUGACGUUACAAAUUACAACCAGAAUUUAUCGAUGCGCAAUGGAGUCGUUACCACACAGCUCGAUUGGCUAAAAGGCAUGCUUAAUGUGAAGAGCGAAGUGGCUACUCAUAAAAAAAUCUAUUCUCUGGGUAUGGUUUCUUUGGAAAUUUCGUUAAAUUUAGAUAGGCUGCCUUCUGAAGUUCCGCACAUUGAUCUGAAUGUUUAUGACUUCCUGGACUUUGGCACUUCUCAGAGAACCGUGUUGCAAGAUCUAGGGUUUGACAAAAAUAAUAAUGGAAUUUACAUGAUCGUGGAACCGGAAAAUGUGCCUGAAUCAAAUGCCGCCAUUUUCUCCACUUGCACUAUACAAGAUCCCGCAGGCUCCAAUAUCUCCACUUUUGAUUGGGCACAGGAGUACUCGAAUGAUGAACGGGUUGCUCAGUCUUCUCAUGUCAGAUUAACAAGAGAUUCACCAAAGGCCGUUGUUAGAAAAUACGUUGGUAUCAUGUCAAGUGAGUUUAAUAAGAAUGGUGCCAGUGAUGUCUCAAACAUUGAAUUUGCCACGACCAUAGCUACUGCCAGUCGUGGGAGAUUUGAAGAGCUAAUCUCUUCCAACACCGAAGCCUGGGAAAGGAUAUAUAAUGAUGCAUUCAUUGAAAUUCCAUCAGAUGCACUGCUAGAAAUGGCAGCGAGAUCUUCAUUAUUUCAUCUGUUGGCCAAUACAAGAACUUUUAACGUAUCAGAUGAAAGAGGUUUACCUGUCGGAGUUUCAGGCUUGUCCUCAGAUUCCUACGGUGGAAUGGUCUUUUGGGAUGCUGAUAUCUGGAUACAGCCGGCAUUAUUACCUUUUUUCCCGAACAUUGCAAAAAAUAUCAACAACUAUAGGAAUGCCACCCAUCAGCAAGCUCGUGAAAAUGCCAAACUAAAUGGCUACCCGGGAGCUGUGUAUCCCUGGACUUCCGGAAGAUACGCUAAUUGUACUUCAACAGGACCCUGUAUUGAUUACGAAUACCACGUUAAUGUUGACAUCGCUUUAGCGUCUUUCUCCAUUUAUAUGAAUGGUGCCCAAGGUGUUGAUGAGGAUUAUCUGCGUUAUACCACUUGGCCCAUGGUUAAAGAUGCCGCUGAUUUUUUUACUGCAUACGUUAAGUUCAACGAGACUCUGGGGAAGUAUGAAACUUACAACCUAACGGAUCCUGAUGAGUUUGCCAAUCACAUCAAUAAUGGUGCUUUUACCAACGCUGGUAUUAAGACCAUGUUGAAGUGGGCUACGGAUAUAGGUAACCACCUAGGCGAAUAUGUUGAUCCAAAAUGGAUGGAUAUCUCAAAAAGAAUUUACAUUCCAAGAUCAUGUUCGAAUAUAACACUCGAAUAUUCCGGAAUGAACAGUUCAAUACAAAUCAAGCAAGCAGAUGUUCCUUUGAUGGUUUAUCCCCUGGGUUACAUCACUGAUGAAUCUAUCUUGAACAACGCCAUAAAGGACCUAUAUUACUACUCUGAGCGUCAAUCCGCUACAGGUCCCGCAAUGACUUAUCCCGUGUUUGUUGCUGCAGCCGCAGGUAUGCUUAAUCAUGGUUCCUCUUCUCAAAGUUACCUUUACAAAUCGAUUCUGCCCUAUUUGAGAGGACCGUUUGCUCAAUUUAGUGAACAAUCAGAUGAUAAUUUCCUGACUAAUGGUCUGACGCAGCCAGCAUUUCCCUUUCUUACCGCGAAUGGCGGCUUUUUACAGGCUAUUUUAUUUGGUCUUACCGGUUUGAGAUAUUCAUAUGAGGUCGAUGAAACCACCAAAAAAAUCAGUCGUUUACUGCGUUUUAGCCCUAUUGAAAUGCCUUUACUGCCUGGAGGAAUUGCCAUCAGAAACUUCAAGUACAUGGGCCAGGUGCUCGAUAUUAUUAUAGAUGAUCACAACGGAACCAUCGUUCAUAAGUCUGGCGACGCCGAUAUUAAAGUUAAAGUGCCUGAUAGAAGUUUGAUACGUGAUAGAGAUAUCACAAGGUAUGAGGGCCCAAACACUACCCACCAUAAAGAUUGUUUCAAUGACUAUAGUGAAGAGGGCGGUGGCGAUAAGCCUGUGAGCGCAUUUGGUACUUAUUACACCAUCAAGCCCGGUCAAGAACUGGUUCUGCCUCUCUUCCGUCCCGCUCUUAAUGUGCCAGGUAAUAUUGUGGAGAGUAAACAAGUAACUAAUCUAACCGCUGGGGUUCCUGGUGACGUUCCAUUUUCGGCUCUGGAUGGCAAUAAUUAUACUCAUUGGCAGCCGGCUAAUAAGUACAAAACGGCGAAACUACUGAUUGAUCUCGGAGAGAAUAACUUUCAAGAGAUUAAGAGCGGAAUCAUUCUCUGGGGUCAAAGACCUGCUCAAAAUUUGACCGUUGCCAUAUUGCCCCACGCAUCUGAAAUUGAAAGGCUUUUUAGCAAUCUAACGGAGGUUCUUGAGACAACUGAUGCGGAUCUGACAAAGGAGGAUGAGGAAAUCUCAGAAGUACUCGAGGAUGCCGGGGAAGAUAUUUCAGAGAUAGAGACCGACGCUUGUGACGAAGAUAUCGCAGCCAUUCUAAGCUGGAAAACAAAUGGUAUAGAAGGUUUCCUGGACAAUUUGAAAGAAUCGCACUUACUCAGUAAGCAUUUUGUAAGGAUCGUGGACAAUUUGCAAAUUGAGCCUUCUGAGCCAUAUUUUCAAGAGGUCUACAACAAAUCCCUGAUCGAACUACUCCCCAGUAAUAUUACUGAGUUUUACGUCGACUAUGAUUCCUUGCAGCUGAACAACAACCCGUGCUGUUUUGAAGAGAGCAUAAAUACCACAGAGUGGAGAAAGACGAGAUUUAUUCUAGUUAGCAUCCAAGGAAGUUAUGACGAUGACAUUGAUAUUAGAGGCGGUACUAUCAAAGAGAUUGUCUUGAAAAAUUAA